This is a messenger RNA of Dothidotthia symphoricarpi CBS 119687, 1354 nucleotides long. Its product is annotated as methionine aminopeptidase 2-like protein. The transcript is spliced from 4 exons. The record is from RefSeq and is a predicted model, not a curated record. NCBI's taxonomy places the organism in Eukaryota, Fungi, Ascomycota, Dothideomycetes, Pleosporales, Dothidotthiaceae. Gene Ontology annotation, molecular function: metalloaminopeptidase activity. Gene Ontology annotation, biological process: proteolysis. Bases 8 to 1354 code for a protein of 448 amino acids.
AGCAAAUAUGGCGGCCCAGGUAGCCGAGGGUGUCGCCGACUUGAAGUUGGACGACGCAAACAGCAAGCCAGCCAACGGCGCAACACCAAACGGCGAGAACGCAGACCACGACGACUCGGACAAUGACGACAACGAGGCCGACGACGGCGCCCCCGAAGCCGGCGAGGGCGCAGCCAAGAAAAAGAAGAAGAGAAAGCCCCGCAAGAAGAAGAAGGCCGGCGCCGGCAACGCAAGCGACGCCAAAGUGCAGACGGCGCCGCCUCGCGUGCCCAUUGCCAACCUGUUCCCCGGCGACGCAUACCCCGAGGGCGAGAUCUGCGAGUACCGCGACGAGAACGCGUUCCGCACCACGAGCGAGGAGAAGCGCCACCUCGACCGCAUGAACAACGACUUCCUGACCGAGUACCGCAAGGCCGCCGAGAUCCACCGCCAGGUCCGCCAGUGGGCCCAGAAAUGGAUCAAGCCCGGCAUGUCGCUGACGGAGAUCGCCGAGGGCAUCGAGGACUCGGUGCGCGCCUUGACGGGCCACCAGGGGCUUGAGGAGGGUGAUGCUCAGAUUGCGGGUAUGGGCUUCCCUACGGGCUUGAGCAUCAAUCAUUGCGCUGCGCACUACACGCCUAAUGCGGGAAACAAGAUGGUCCUCAACUAUGAGGACGUCAUGAAGGUCGACUUUGGCGUGCAUGUCAACGGGCGCAUCCUCGACAGCGCCUUCACUCUGACCUUCGACCCCGUGUACGACAACCUCGUCAAUGCGUGCAAGGACGCGACGAACGCCGGUAUCAAAGAAGCGGGUAUCGACGUGCGCAUGUCCGACAUUGGCGCCGCCAUCCAAGAAGUCAUGGAGAGUUAUGAAUGUGAAAUCAAGGGCACCACAUACCCCGUCAAGUGCAUCCGCAACCUCAACGGGCACAGCAUCGGCCACUACACCAUCCACGGCGGGAAAACAGUGCCCAUUGUGAAAAGCACGGACCAGACGAAGAUGGAAGAGGGCGAGACGUACGCCAUUGAGACGUUUGGCAGCACUGGCAAGGGCUAUGUGCGCGACGACAUGGAAACAUCGCACUACGCGCGCCGCGCCGACGCCCCCAAAGUCGCCCUCCGCGUCUCCUCGGCCAAAACUCUACUCGCUUCCAUCACCAAGAACUUCGGCACCCUGCCCUUUUGCAGACGCUACCUCGACCGCCUCGGUCAUGAUAAGUACCUCCUUGGCCUGAAUAAUCUCGUCAGCGCGGGUAUUGUGGAGGCGUACCCGCCGCUGUGCGAUGUUAAGGGGAGUUAUACCGCGCAGAGUGAACAUACGUUUCUCCUUAGGCCGAAUGUUAAGGAGGUUGUUAGUCGGGGGGAUGAUUAUUAG